Messenger RNA from Cucurbitaria berberidis CBS 394.84, 751 nucleotides. RefSeq names its product UPF0041-domain-containing protein. The coding region runs from base 197 to 499 and encodes 100 amino acids. The transcript has 3 exons. Lineage: Eukaryota; Fungi; Ascomycota; Dothideomycetes; Pleosporales; Cucurbitariaceae. Gene Ontology annotation, cellular component: mitochondrial inner membrane. Gene Ontology annotation, biological process: pyruvate import into mitochondria. The record is from RefSeq and is a predicted model, not a curated record.
CUCUCCUGAGGCUCAUUUCGUCAAGAUGGCUGCCGCGAUCAAAGCCCUCAAUGCGAAGAUACGCUCAAACAAGUACACAGAUUACUUCUGCUCGACUCGUACGUUUUUACACGGACAAUUGCGAAGCAUGCUUGGAGAGGCUGGCUUUCGGAGGAGGUGGACAAAGAAGCAGAGGAUUAGAAAAAGGAAAUAUAAAAUGAGCAAAGAUCCUGAGAUUAUCUCCGGCCGUAUGACCGGCGCCCUCACGCUCUACUCCGGCACCUUUAUGCGCUACGCCUUCGCUGUCACGCCCAAGAACUACCUCCUGUUCGGCUGCCACGCCAUCAACUUCAGCUCCCAGCUCGUUCAGGGAUACAGGUAUCUGCAAUACUGGAAUUUCGGCGGCAGAGAGGCGAGUCUGGCGGACAAGGCCAAGACAGAGGCCAGCGGUGUAGCGGCGGUUGUUGAGAGUAAAGUUCACGAGGUAGCAGAUAAGGCUAAGAACAUUGUUGGGAAAUAGAGAUAAUUGAGCGAGGAAUGGAUAGUGUGAAUAUCAAGCGAGACUAAGCCCGACGAGUGAGUGGUCGGAUGACUCAGGACAAUGGAUACGUGCACCCUUCUUGCAUGAUAAGGCGGGAUCCAAGAGAUGUCUUGGGUCUUUAUACUUUCUUCUCCAGCUACUGUGUACAAUACUGCAGGGUCCCGGACAACACUAGGGAUAACCGGCAAAUACCGUUUAUUCAAGCCAAUGAACAUUUCUUGCCCAAGACAC